Messenger RNA from Pipistrellus kuhlii (Kuhl's pipistrelle), 5430 nucleotides. It is a transcript of the gene SMIM13, whose product is annotated as small integral membrane protein 13. Lineage: Eukaryota; Metazoa; Chordata; Mammalia; Chiroptera; Vespertilionidae. The record is from RefSeq and is a predicted model, not a curated record. The coding region runs from base 494 to 757 and encodes 87 amino acids. The transcript has 2 exons.
CGGGGGCUGAGCUGCUUUGCAGGGGGGAGGGGGCCGGGGGCUGGGAAGCAGCUGUUAGCGGCUGCCGGGAGACGUUAUCCGCCGUUCGUUAGGGCCGAGGACACCCUCGGGAGGGCGGCGACGAGGGCCGUGCGACCGCCGCGCGUCCCCGUGCCUGUCCUCUCCUCCCACCGGCGCGUGGUGUCCGCCAUGGAAGCGCAUCCGGUCGCCGCCGCCGGGGUCUCCCGGCUCCGCGUCCCAGGCCCCCGGGAGCGAUGAGGGGGUAGAGGCAUUCCGCGACACGCCUCCGCCCGCGCUCCGCCCGCCGCGGCGUGAAGGAGGGUCGGCCGGGUUGGCCCGCCGGCCGCGGUGUGUGCCCGCGCCGCCCCGCCCCGCCCCCUGGGGGCGCCCGCCUCCCAUGCCGCCGCGGCGCCGCUGAAGCCCGGGACCCGCCCGCCGGCCGCGCGCGCCCCCCGCCCCGCCGCCCCGAGCCGGCCGCCCCUCCGCCCCCAGGAUGUGGCACAACGUGGGGCUGACGCUGCUGGUGGUCGUGGCCACGCUGCUGAUCGUGCUGCUGCUGAUGGUGUGCGGUUGGUAUUUUGUGUGGCAUCUUUUUCUAUCAAAAUUCAAGUUUCUGCGGGAACUGGUGGGAGACACAGGAUCCCAGGAGGGAGAUCAUGAGCCUUCAGGGUCUGAAACUGAGGAGGACACUUCCUCAUCUCCACACAGGAUCAGAGCUGCUCGUCACAGGAGGGUGCCCGCUGAGGAAGGCCACUGACCCCACCGUCACCCUGUGGGAGUGCUGAUGGAAGGCAGCGAUCCUUGGUCUUUGCAGUUGCUAAAAUAUUGAAGAGCAUUUGUACUUGGACUUCAAGUCCCAUUCAAAAAAAAAAAAAAAGAUUUACAUGUAAGCCAUAUGAACAUAAAGGGAAUUUAAACCAAAUUGGACCAUUACCAAUUUUAUGUUAAAGAUAAUCUUUUGCUUUACUAGCUUUUACUUAUAUACUUAUUCUUUGGCUCUUGGGCUUAUUGUUUUUGCACUUAUGUGAAUCUGUUAAACAUUACAGGCUUGAACACUGUAUUUUAUUAGUUCUAUAAUGUACUCUUUCCUCUCCCCCCCCACACACAUUUUAACUUUUCUGAACUUUUCAUUCACUAUUCCUGUCAACCAGGCAAUAGCUGAAAAAUAGCCUGUGUGUGUGUGAGUUCACAGCUUGUCAUAGUGUCAUCACUGUGUCAUUGCUAUCAAAUGUGUCAGAUUUAAUUGGCGUUUAAAAAUGUCUCCUAAAAGAUUUCACUAUGAUUCAGCACUGAAAUGAAGUUGUGUAUGCAGAUAAGCAUGGAAGCAGAGCAGCGGGGCAUACAUUUGAUCGUAGAGAAGCAAAUAUCCGUCGCUGGAGAAAUGACUGCAAUUCCAUAUUAUCUUAUAAAGCAACAAAAUGCUUUACAGUCCUAAGAAGGGAAGAUAACCACAAGUAAAGUUGUACUACAUUUUGCCACUGAGACACAUGCAGUAGGAUUGCCUGUCACAUGCUAAGUGAUGCAGUGAAGGUGAGAGAAAUUGCCAAAACCUUGGAAUAGAUGAAACACACUCAAAGCAGCAAGAGGCUGGUUUGAUCGAUUCCUGUCAGGCAGGACAUAUUUGUCCAAAGCUUCCUGCUGUCGUUAAGCAGAGGCAGUGGUAGAGCACCCUUUCCAGAAAUGCUUUUGAUGCCGCCCAGGGGGCCAUUGUGAGAAGGCAGGCAUCGGUGACUGAUGUAAGAAGUGAUUCAUAAAAGUUGCACUCAGUAUGAAGUUAUAGUAUAACUUAACCAGUUUAUUUCUUAACACAUGCACAAGACUGUGAUAAAAGUCUGUUUAAUUAAAAAAGUUCUGUUUCAGUAAAUAUAAAAUAAACAUUCUAUUGUAUGUGAUAUGAAAGCAUUGUGUCAUAAUUUGAUGGCCUGUGUCUUUUUCCUUAUGAUGCAUAUGGUGCAUCUGACAAGUAAGAAAUAGCUUGUACAUUUAUUUUUUCUAAGAUAACAAUUAUUACUAACUUAAUUCUAACUCUUAUAAUUAAAAUAGUUAUACUCUAUGAGACAUUUUUUUGGCAACCUGUUCAAGACUUUAGUAGCUUUGGAAUCUGAGAAUUGUCUUCUACUUUAGGGAGAAAGGAUUAGUCACUCCCUUUGUGUGGAAGGACUUCAUGCUCAAGGCAUGUUUCGUGGAGAAAACACUUCUCAAAUAGCAGUUUAAUGGCAAGAUCCCAGAGACAGGACUGGGGGCAUUGGAGAGUGGGUGAAAAUGCCUGCUUCACUGUACACUGACUUGCCAGGUCCGCGUAUUUGUCCUCAUUGAACUUUGGACUGUUUACCGGGGAAGAGAUAUGGGUUAAAGAACCUUUCUGUUUACCGUUACCUGCUUUGUACAAGAGUGAAUUGUAAAGCCAACUUAUUUUACUAAUUCAAGUUCUUUUUGUAUGUUUAAUCUUGGUUUCUAAAGAACUGGUCACCACUAUUCUAUGAUGGUGUGUAAUUUAUGUUUGGUACCUCAUACUUCAUGCUGACAGUUUUGUUAAUAGUUCACUUGCUCUGACCCAAGUGGUAUUCCUGGUGCACACUUCCGUUGUCAUUGCAGCCUUUGUAUAUACAGAAAGGGAAUUCACAGAGCAUAACUUCAAUUUUAAAUAUGUGCUACAGGCAGAGAUCCCCAGCAGCUGAGAGUGGGGCAUAAUCUUUCUAUUUUUGUUUCCUUAUUGGAUGCCGUUUUCUAUUUUUAUGUGACUGUAGGAAUUAAAAACAAUGACACAAAUUUCAUGCAUUAAUUUCAGUGCUUCCUACUAGCUAAGUAUUGCAUUAAAAUGAUCAUCAGUUAGGAAAAAAAGCCUAAAAAUCUUGGUACUGGGAGGAUUCAAUUAGAUCUCUCAUAGUCUAGUAUUUUGAACUGUGGGUCUGCUUUAUAAUAGACUAGAGGCCUGGUGCAUGGAUUCGUGCACCUGUGGGUCCCUUGGCCGGCCUGAGGGGAUCAGUGGACCUCCACACCACCACAGCCUGGCCUUACCUGCCAGUUUGUCAGACUCCAGCCCGCUGUCUGCAUCAAUCCCACGCAGCACAAAGUAGUGCGAGAAGCGGCAGGCAGCAGGGGAGGAGCCUGAGCCCAGGCUGGGCGCUGCAUCGCUCCAGCUCAUCCUGGCCUUGCUGUGCCCACCACCGUGGCCACACUCAGGCAUACAGAGGAGAGUGUCCCCAGGAGAGGCUCACGCCGCCCCAGCUGUGCUCGCCAGCUGUGAGCCCGGUGUCUGGCGCCCGUUUGUCAGCUGAGCGGUGCUCCCGCUGCGCUGUGAGAGCGCACUGACCACCAAGGGGCAGCUCCUGCAUUGAGUGUCUUCCCCCUGGUGGUCAGUGCACAUCAUAGCUACCAGCCGGUCAUCUGGUUGUCUGGUUGUCUAGUCGCUUAGGCUUUUAUAUAUAUAAAAAUAUCUUAGGUUUAGAGAAUAAUUGCUGACAGCUUUUAAGUAGCUGGCUGAGCUUCCAUACUGUUAUCAGUAUUAAAAACUGAUGGCCGAUGUAAUCCCCUAAAACCUACAAUUGUCAUCCACAAAGUAAACAAUUUAAUCCAUGUAAAGGUAUAUAUGUUGGUAGUAUUUAUUAAUAUUUAUACUUCAAAAAUAUCUUUUUAAAAAUAAUUAUAAGAAAUGUUCUGCUUUAUUUUUGGGGAAAAUACAGUUAAAAGCAUUUUAACAGCUCACACCCCACCAUGUUUUAACUCUCAAGAGAGUUAAAUCCCUGAUGCCAAUAUGAAAAUCCUCCAAACUAAUUCCUUUGUUUAAAACCUUUUUUCUCCUCUGCCCCCAAUAUUCUCACAAUAGCACAUAUUUCUAAGGCCACUGAAAGAGACAAGAGAAAUACCUGUUGGCAGAAUUAUUUGUGUGGUAUAAUGUUUAUGUUUUUUACCCAUUUUAGAGCUUUUGUAGUUGAAUUUAGUGGAACUUCAUAAGGGCAUUUUCAGUUUCUCAGUAGGAGAUGGUCUAGCCUGUGAUUAAUUUUAAAGUUCAGAAGUUCUGAGCAUUAAACAUGCGGUCAAUAUCAUUUAUGUCUAAAUACUCAUUAACAAUGAUGUUGAUCAGGUACACCAUCUUUUAAAGAGUAAUUUUAAAAUUGAGGACUGGCCAGUUGUUUUCAUUACCUUCCCAACUAACCAUUCUCAAGUCUUUCUCUUUGCCUCUGAAACUCUUGUGAAAAUUUCAGGUAUCAAAUAUAUUGGUAGCAUUACUCUGACUUAAAUGCCAAAAAACACUAAAUAUUUGUGUAGCACUGUUGAGUGAGGUUUUUAAUAUUUAUGUCCAGUCAAAAAAUAGAAUGCAUUCAGUGGCUUUUUUAGUCCUUUCCUGGUGGAAACAUAAAUAUGUUAUUUGGAGGAUAGCCAGUUCACAGGUGUGCCGACCCAUUUCUUUAGAUGAUAUUAGGUUUUAAAACAGCUUCAAACUGUUACUUUGUUGAAAGUUGAGAAUAUAUUACAUAAUGGUUUCACAAAUAUGGCAUUUUAAACCAAAACCUGUUAAAUGAUUUGAAAGUAGUACAUUUUUACUUUUAAAAGCAACAUUUAAAAAUUAUUUUGUCAGUGAUGCAGUAUUUUUUGAAGUCAGUUUUUCUGAAGUUAUAUUUUAAUGUAACAUGUAACCAAUGUAACUUUAGAUUUUCACUGUAAACUUUUAUAUUUGAAGUUCACUUAAAAAGCCAAUGAAGCCCAGUUGGUAUGGCUCAGUGGUUGAACAUUGACCUAUAUACCCAGAAGGCCAUGGUUCCAUUCCUGUUCAGGGCACAUGCCUGGGUUAUGGGCUCGAUCCUCAGUGUGGGGAGUGCAGAAUACAGCCUAUCAAUGAUCCUCAUCAUUGAUGUUUCUAUCUCUCCCUCUUCCUUUCUUUCUGAAAUCAGUAAAAUUUAUUUUUAAAAAGCCAAUGAACAAUACUAAUAUAUUGUAGACUCAAGCAGCUAAUGGAAUAGUAUAUUGUUAUGGAGUCUAGAAUGAAAGCACCUUGUAUUGUCUGCUUCUAAAGUAUCUUACAGCUUUUACAGCAUAAAGAGUAAAAUUUUAUCUUAAUAAAAGUUACAUUUUCCAUGUGUUAAUGUACAUGUGCUUCCUGUUUUAUGGCCAAUGUUGAAUAUUACUCUCCAAGUUAGUUGUAUGCAUAACCACUCUACCAAAUACUGCUCCUGUGGUUUUUUAAAGGAGACAUUCUGUGCUGUGCUAUGAUGCAUUGUCAUCUCAUUGCUUGACAAAUAGGCUUAUAAGGAAUUAAAAUUGUGUGUUAAUAGUUCUUUGUAUAAUAAUAUGUAAAAUUAAAAAUGAGUGAUCAUUCACUGUUUUUGUUUUAAAACUGGUCAAUACUAUACCUAAAGCCUCUGUGGUUUGUUUGUAUGACGUUUUAACUGUUACUUUAAACCUCACAGAAUAAAUUAAAAUGAACACAAA